This is a messenger RNA of Oreochromis niloticus (Nile tilapia), 7167 nucleotides long. Its product is annotated as NLR family CARD domain-containing protein 3. Bases 786 to 4991 code for a protein of 1401 amino acids. The record is from RefSeq and is a predicted model, not a curated record. Gene Ontology annotation, molecular function: protein binding. Lineage: Eukaryota; Metazoa; Chordata; Actinopteri; Cichliformes; Cichlidae. The transcript is spliced from 17 exons.
GGCUUAUUUUUAGUCAUUUACACAUUUUUCAUAUAACAGUUUAAUCAUGAACACUGUUAAUAUAAAUUGUUCUUCUUCAGAACUUCAACCAGAGUUUAUGAGUUUAUGAAAACAGCUGUGUGUUGGUGUCAUUUAGGGUGGUACAUCGCCACAUUGUGGAAUAAACUGUAAUCAACCUUUGUAAAUACUGCAUAUCCCAGCAAAUACUGCAUUAACGUUAUACUGCAAGAACUCUGCAAGUAUAACUUUAUUUUUUUAUAAUUAUUAUUGUUCUUCUGGUUUGCAGAUAAACAAUACUGUGCACAGUUUAUGGUUUUUGACUUGACCAGUCAUGCAGUGUUGCUUUGAUUGUGGGUUUGCUGUGGACACUGAGAAGAAUAUUAGCACGUGGAACAAAAGGACGACAUUUCUACACUUUGAAGUGUUUGGUCAAACUGAGGCACUCUGUAUAAACUGUAGGCAAAAAGUUUCACUUUUAAAGCUAUGAACAAACUUGGAUGGAGUGACACGAAUCACAGUAAAACAGUUCUUUUUUUCCUUUUUCUUUUUUUAAUGUUUUUGUGGAUGAAUUUCUUGGCCCAUUUAAAAAUCCUGCUUAUCCUGCCACUCCAGCCUAGCAGGGGGCAGUAUUACUCCUACAUGUUUAAAAGAAUAAAAGAAGAAGAGUCGUAGCAAGCCUGCAGUGACGUCAUCACUUCCUGGUUAUUAUUUACUUUCAUUUUAUGGCUUGAACCUGCAGAUGAUUGUCUCCGUGCAGAGGUUUCUGUGCUUCAGCUGAUUCUGUGAUGGCGCUGUGUGAAAACAAAGAGGAGCUUCCUCCUCCCUCUAAAGCCACUCUGUGUGGAGACGAGAUCACCAAAGCUCAGAGCCCAGAGAAGGAGCACACACCCCACACUGCCCACCGUGAACCUGAACCCAGCUGUAUGUCCGUGAUGAGCAACCAGUCGAACGAGCGAUAUAUUGAUUUCAAACAAGGAGCACAGGAAACAAAGAUACGUCAGAGAAAAAAAUCUCCUAAACCUGAACCCGUCUGUGUGUCCACGAUGAGCAGCAGCUCAAAUGAGCGAUAUAUUGAUUUCAAACAAGCACCAGUGGAGACGAGGGGUCAUCAGAUUCCAGAUACUUCUAAACCCGGACCCAGCUGUGUGUCAAUGAUGAGCGACCAGUCGAACGAGCGACAUAUUGAUUUCAAGCAAGGAGCACAGGGCACAAAGAUACGUCAGAGAAAAAAAUCUCCUAAACCUGAACCCGUCUGUGUGUCCACGAUGAGCAGCAGCUCAAAUGAGCGACAUAUUGAUUUCAGCCGAGCUACAGAGAACAGUCAGAACCUGCCUGCUAAUGAAGGCUGGUUCUCCUUCAUGAAGAACUGGAUCAUGGAUGUUAUCAUGAAUUUCUUACAAAGAUUAUUUGGGAAACAGUUACAACAGAUACCAGCAUCUACUGAACCUGAUUCAUCAGCACCCACAACGUUCGAUGAAUCUGUUCUUUAUAACUCCAUCAAUGAACUCGACUCUUUUAACGAGACGUUACAACAGAUACCAGCGUCUACUGAACCUGAACCUCAGCUUCAGCCCAGCUUUGCACCCACAUUGUGCAAUGAAUCUGUUCUUCAUAAAUCCAGCGAUGAACUCGACUUUAAGCUGCUGGAGGACAACAUUAUCACUUUUGUGAAAAAUGAGCUGAAGAAGAUCCAGAAGAUUUUGUGUCCAGAUAACUCAGAGAGUCAGAUGGAGGAAGAGACACUGCUGGGGGGUGAGGGUGAAGAACAGAAGAAAAGAGAGGCAUUGGUGAAGCUCACCCUGCAUUUCCUAAGAACAAUCAAAAAGGACGAGUGGGCUGACCGUCUGCAGAACAAACUUUUUGCUCCACAAUGUCAACGUAAACUUAAAAGUAAUCUGAAGAAGAAGUUCCAGUGUGUGUUUGAGGGGAUCGCUAAAGCAGGACACCCAACGCUACUGAAUCAGAUCUACACUGAGCUGUACAUCACAGAGGGAGGGACUGCAGAGGUCAAUAAUGAACAUGAGGUCAGACAGCUUGAAACAGCAUCCAGGAAACCAGACAGACCAGAAACAACAAUCAGACAAGAAGACAUCUUUAAAAGGUCACCUGGAAGAGAUAAACCAAUCAGAACAGUGCUGACAAAGGGAGUGGCGGGCAUUGGGAAAACUGUCUUAAUUCAAAAGUUAACUCUAGACUGGGCUGAAGAAAAAGCUAACCCGGACAUCCAUUUCACAUUUCCAUUUACAUUCAGAGAGCUUAAUGUGCUGAAAAAGAAAAAGUUCAGCUUGGUGGAACUUGUUCAUCACUUCUUUGCUGAAACCAAAAAAGCAGGAAUAUGCAGGUUUGAAGACUUCCAGGUCGUGUUCAUCUUGGAUGGUCUGGAUGAGUGUCGACUUCCUUUGGACUUUCACAAUACUGAGAUCCUAACUGAUGUUACACUAUCCACCUCAGUGGAUGUGCUGCUGACAAACCUCAUCAGGGGGAAACUGCUUCCCUCCGCUCGUGUCUGGAUAACCACACGACCUGCAGCAGCCAGUCAGAUUCCUCCUAAGUUUGUUGACAUGGUGACAGAAGUCAGAGGGUUCACUGACCCACAGAAGGAAGAGUACUUCAGGAAGAGAUUCAGAGAUGAGGAGCAGGCCAACAGGAUCAUCACCCACAUCAAGAAAUCGCGAAGCCUGCAUAUCAUGUGCCAUAUCCCAGUCUUCUGCUGGAUCACUGCUACAGUUCUGGAGGAUAUGUUGAAGCCUAGAGAGGGAGCAGAGUUGCCCAAGACUCUGACUGAGAUGUACAUCCAUUUCCUGGUGGUUCAAUCCAAAGUGAAGAAAGUCAAGUAUGAUGGUGGUGUUGAGACAGAUUCACACUGGAAUUUAGAAAGCAGAAAGAUGAUUGAAUCUCUGGGAAAACUGGCUUUUGACCAGCUAGAGAACGGAAAACUGAUCUUUUAUGAAUCAGACCUGACAGACUGUGGCAUCGACAUCAGAGCAGCCUCAGUGUACUCAGGAGUUUUCACACAGAUCUUUAAAGAGGAAAAAGGGCUAUAUCAGAACCCAGUGUUCUGCUUCAUCCAUCUGAGCGUUCAGGAGUUUCUGGCUGCUCUUCAUGUCCAUCUGACCUUCAUCAACUCUGGAGUCAGUGUGCUACCAGAGGAACAAACAGCAUCUCAGACAUCUGAAACACCUAAAAAUAAGAUUGUAAAGUCAGACUUCUACCAACAUGCUGUGGACAAGGCUUUGCAGAGUCCAAAUGGACAUCUGGACUUGUUCCUCCGCUUCCUCCUGGGUCUUUCAUUGCAGACAAAUCAGGAUCUUCUAAAAGGCCUGCAGACACAGACAGAAAGCAGUUCAGAAACCAAUAAGGAAACAGUCCAGUACAUUAAGAAGAAAAUUGGUGAGAAUCUGUCUGCAGAGAAAAGCAUCAAUCUGUUCCACUGUCUGAAUGAACUGAACGAUCGUUCUCUAGUGGAGGAGAUCCAACAGUCCCUGAGUUCAGGAAGCCUCUCUAUAGAUAAACUGUCUCCUGCUCAGUGGUCAGCUCUGGUCUUCAUCUUACUGUCAUCAGAAAAUGAUCUGGAUGUGUUUGACCUGAAGAAAUACUCUGCUACAGAGGAGGCACUUCUGAGGCUGCUGCCAGUGGUCAAAGCCUCAAGAAAAGCCGUACUGACUGACUGUAACCUCUCAAAGACAAGCUGUGAAGCUCUGACUUCAGUCCUCAGUAACCCAGUCUCUAGUCUACUUGAGCUAGACCUGAGUAACAACACCCUGCAGGAUUCUGGAGUGAAAGCACUUUUUGUUAAACUGGGGAACCCAGACUGUAAACUGGAAACUCUAAGGCUGUCAGGCUGUCAGAUCACAGAGGAUGGCUGUAGGUCUCUUGUCUCAGCACUUAACUCCAAGCAUACCCACUUGAAAGAACUGGACUUGAGCUACAAUAAUCCAGGGGACUCAGGAGUGCAACUGUUGUCAGAUGAACUACAGCGUUCAUUACAGAAGCUAGAAAUUCUGAGACUGAGUGUCUGUAACCUGUCAGAGAAAAGCUGCGAAGCUCUUUCUCCGGCUCUCUCCUGCCAAUCAUCGAGUCUGAGAGAGCUGGACCUGAAUAACAACAACCUGAAAGAUACAGGAGCAAAGGCACUGUCCACUGGAUUGGAAAGUCAACACUGCAAACUGGAAACUCUCAGGCUGUCGGGCUGCUUGAUCACAAAGGAUGGCUGCGCUUCUCUGGCCUCAGCUCUGAACUCCAACCCCUCUCAUCUGAAAGUGCUGGACUUGAGUUACAAUCAUCCAGAGGAUGCAGGAGUGGAGCUUCAGACUGGCGUAAAGGACCAACACUGGAAACUGGAAAUCCUAAGGGUGGAACCUGCUGGAGCCAAGUGGUUGAAACCAGGUUUGAAGAAGUAUCUCUCUAAACUCACGGUCGACACAAACACAAUAAACAAAAAUCUCAAACUGUCUACGAAUAACAUGAAGGUGACACAUACAAGAAACGACUUCAUAUAUCCUGAUCAUGCUGACAGAUUUGUCGACUGGUGUCAGCUGCUGUGUAAAGAUGUUUUACAUGGUCGCUGUUACUGGGAGGUGGAGUGGACAGGUGAGGUUGAUAUAUCAGUAAGUUACAGAGGAAUAGGAAGGAAGGGAGAACGAAAGAACUGCAGAUUUGGAGAGAAUCCUCAGUCCUGGAGUCUGGACUGCUCUAAUACCCGUGGCUACACUGUGUACCACAAUCAGAGAAUAUCAGUCAUUCACCCCUCGUCCUCCUCAUCCCCUCCCUGUGGUUCUAAGCGAGUAGCAGUGUAUGUGGACUGUCCUGCUGGCACUGUGUCCUUCUACAAUGUCUCCAGUGACUCUCUGAUCCACCUCCACACCUUCAACACCAAAUUCAUUGAACCUCUUUAUCCUGGCUUUGGAGUCUGGCACCAUUCAUGUGGUUCCUCAGUGCGUCUGUGUUCUGUGCAGGUGGAAGAAUCUCCUUCUGUCAGAGAAACUGUGUAACUGCAAAUACACGGAAAAAUCUACAGGCUCUCAUGGACUCGGAUCACGUUUAAGGUCUACAUGAGGGAUUUCUUAAGAACUUAAGGAUUGUAUUUUUAAAUUGGGAUUGUGUCUAACUAUUGCAGUGAUUCUGUAACACACAAUUGUUUUUGUUUUUUUUUACUAUUUGGAGCAUCUGUGUAUGUUUUAUAGUUUCAUAUUUAUUUUCUCUGAAAUAGGACAAAAUCGAAAACGUAAACUUUGAAGACCAAAUGAAACUUAGACUAGUGUUGUAAAAUAAAUAUUUAAUGUAUAUAGUAUACAUGCAGUAUUAUAUAAUUGGUAUAGAAGGGUGUGUUGUAGAUGUAUAAAUCAUUUUAUUAAGUAUUAGAGGGAAAAAAAAACAACUCUUGAAAUACAGUGGUCCCUCGUUUAUCGUGGGAGUUACGUUAAAAAAAUAACCCGCAAUAGGUGAAAUCCGCGAAGUAGCCAACUUUAUUUUUUACAAUUAUUCUAGAUAUUUUCAGGCUGUGAAACCCCUCACUACACACUUUGUACACUUUUCUCAGACAGGCAUGAACAUUUUCAUACCUUUCACUCUUGUUUAUAUACUCUCAAGGUUCAAACCUUCGUAGAAAAAAAAGUCUAGUAUUAUAGACUGACAACAAAGGCAUGCGCAUUUGCCUUUGACGGGCAAAAGGUUUCGUCAUCGUUGUGUUUGUUGGGGAGAAAACGUACAAACAUACAGUACAGUGUACAGAAGACACGGCACGAGAUUGAUUGACAAUGGUCUACAGCCAAUCAGGACGCAGAACACAAUGUGCUGUUUAAAAAAAAAAAAAAAAACAUAAAAAAGAAAAAAGUAUCCGCGAAACAGCGAGGCCGCGAAAAGUGUACCGCGUUAUAGUGAAGGACCACUGUACACCUUCUGUUGUCAGCACAACUGGUAUUAGAAACAGAUGACGCUGGAGCUCAUGUCAUUUUGUAUUCAGCAUGAAGCAGACAGCUCUGAUUAAAACCAGCCUACAGUGAGCUUCAAACAGCUGUUCAUCGUCACAAACUGCUCCACCCUGUAAAACUAAAACUUUGUGAAAUUCACCUCAAAUAUAAAUGUAUUUAUAUUGAUUUGAAUAUUGCAGACAGAAAUAAUGUGAAUUAGGUUUCCCGCCAGGUUGAAGCUGAGUUGUUGUCAGCAUUAAAAGACUACUUGCAUAAAUACAUUGAAAUCUCUUAGGUUACAGUAAAAGUUUAAAAAAAAAAAAAAGUCAGUUAAAUCACCUGCGGUGGAUAUGAUCGGUGUGAAAAUUUUUAAUCUAAAUGUAACAAAGCUUGGUUGGUGGUCAGCAGUGCUGCCUAAGAGCAAGAAAGAUUUUGAAAACCCUUACUCUUACCAAAAAUUUCUCUAAGUUGAAAGAUGAAUUUAAUAGGAUGGAACCAUAACCAAAAUAUGACAUUGAUUGUUUGUUUGUUUUUCAUUUUGCAAUUAGAAACGAAGUUUUAUGAUAUAUAUAUUCUAAGCAAAGGUGACACAGUAGUGGAAUGGUUAGCACUGUUACCUCACAGUAAGAAGAUCUCGGGGCUGGCUGGGACUCUGAUGUGGAGCUUGGAUUUUCUUCACUUGCUUCUCACUCGGUACUAAGGCUUCUCUCACAGUCAAAAGUAAAAUUUAAAAAAGGUAUAAAACAAAAAUACUAGUUAGAAUAAGCCAACAUCUGCAUACAUAAGCCAUAGUGGAGAGAGAAUAGCUGAUAAUAAAUAGCUGUCUGGCUCUGUGCAUUUGCAAACUGUCCAUGGUGUACCAUCUCUUGUGAUUUAGAAAAGCUGGUUUAGAUUCUGGGGGGUGAAUAGUGAGAUGCUUAUCUCGCUCGGCUUGUGUGUGGACACGUGAUGCACAAAUAAGAGUGAUUAAUAUUUCACUGUCUUGUUGAGUGUUAUACCAAUCAGAAGUGACAAAUGUUGGGAUCAGCUUUGAACCGACCCCAAAAUAAUAAAAGGCUAAAAUUAUAUUACUGACCCCUGCUUAAAUAUGCAGAUUUGUGAUUUUAUCUUUGCCAACUGAAUAUCUUUGGCUUUUGGAAUAUUGGUGAAACGUGAUAUAAAUUGCAAUCAAAUGAGAUGGGGUGUUGUGACUGUGAAUGGUUCUUCCACAUGCUACUGAGGCACUUGUUUACUAAAAUAAUAAAUUCUUAAAUUGCCA